GAAAAGAAUGGCGGAGGAGUACAACAAGAAGAGCGAUGAACACGAGUACGAGAGGAAGACUGGGGAUUACGAGGAGGGAUCGGGUGCAGGCGAGACCAAGGAUCGUGGGUUGUUUGAUUUCUUGGGGAAGAAAGAGGAGGAGAAGCCAACUCCUUAUCAGCAAGGGGAUCAGGUGAACGUCGCCGAGUUUGAUGAGAAAGUCAAGAUCUCCGAUCAUCACGAUCAGCAUGCAUCAUCAUACAACAAAGUAGAAGAGGAGGAAGACAAGGAGAAGAAGCACGAGACUCUCCUGCAGAAGCUUCACCGAUCUGAAAGCAGCUCUAGCUCUUCAAGUGAUGAGGAGGAAGAUGAAGAGAAGAAGAAGAAGCGGAAAGAAAAGAAGGGAUUGACGGAUAAGAUCAAGGAGAAGAUCUCCGGUGAUGAGCACAAGGAAGAAGGCUAUCACAAGGAGGAGGACACGGCUGUCCCGGUGGAGAAGGUGUACGAGGAGGAACAUCAUCAUCCAGCUCCAGCUCCAGCUCCGGUUGUUCAUUACCACGAAGAGCCAACCGACUCUCCAACUGAGGAAAAGAAGGGUUUCCUCGAGAAGAUCAAGGAAAAGCUACCUGGCCACAAGAAGACUGAGGAGGUUCCAGUUGGUGCUGCUUCGCACGAACAGCACAGUGACGACAAACAUGCGGCGGAGCCACCGGUAGCAGCCUCUUAUGAAGCUGGAGAAGAGCCCAAGGAAAAGAAGGGUAUUUUGGAGAAGAUCAAGGAAAAGCUUCCAGGGUACCAUUCCAAGACCGAGGAAGAUCACAAGGACAUCAAGGAGAAAGAGAAGGAUACUCCUUCCUACUAAUUAAGGG
Messenger RNA from Malus domestica (apple), 848 nucleotides. Its product is annotated as dehydrin COR47-like. Gene Ontology annotation, biological process: cold acclimation; response to abscisic acid; response to water deprivation. Gene Ontology annotation, cellular component: membrane; cytosol. NCBI's taxonomy places the organism in Eukaryota, Viridiplantae, Streptophyta, Magnoliopsida, Rosales, Rosaceae. The record is from RefSeq and is marked provisional.